This is a messenger RNA of Lathyrus sativus (Indian pea), 3051 nucleotides long. The record is from the annotation of a GenBank genome assembly. NCBI's taxonomy places the organism in Eukaryota, Viridiplantae, Streptophyta, Magnoliopsida, Fabales, Fabaceae.
AUGGGGACUGAAAAUCCCGGUCAUCCAAACUUCCCUUCGAGACCUAAUUCCUUGCCGUUUGCGGCUGCACAGACUAUGACACCUUUUUCAUCAAUGGGUCCUGUGGCUGGAUCAGAGCCUCCUUCUUUCCGACCUACUCCUCCUGUACCUCCCCAAGUGGCCACACCGUUUCCAUCGUCUGGACCUGCUGUUAGACCAGGGGUACCCAGUUUUAGACCUACACCGCCAGGCAGGUUCAAUGACCCAUCAGUGCCUCCUCCUCUCCCAUCAUCCAAUGUUCCACCAGUGCCAGCUUCUGGACCUUUCCAGCAUUUUACAGCACCUCCCUUUUUGUCGACUGUUCAGCCUCCUCUCACACGGGCUCCACCCUUGGGACAGCCAUCAAUUCAUCAACAUGCAAGUCAAGCACCUCCCUUUCCUUCAUCUCUUCAUCCUCAGCCGCAGAUGCCUUAUGUUCAAAUGGGGUCUCCACCUAUGGGUUCAAAUGUUCCUCCUCCUCAAUUUCAGCCAUCUGUUCCUGGAUAUGCCCGUGUGCAGCCUGGUGCCGAAAUGCAAGCUCCACCUAUACAUUCCUCUAUUCAUGCAAACCAAGGAAAUUAUGGACCUGCACCGCCUGCAGCACCAUCUCCCUUUGCACCUCAUCAAGGAGGCUACGCUUCAUCAAUCCCGGUGGCUACUCCAAUAGGUGUCCAGCCCACACAGCAACCAGGAUAUGCACCCCCUGCUGGUGCCAUUCAGGGCUUGACAGAAGACUUCAGUUCGCUCACAAUGCAAACUCGUCCUGGAACAAUGGAUGCAUUAUUUGAUGCUAAAGAUCUUCCAAGGCCAUUGGAUGGUGAUGUGGAGCCGAAGAAUUUGGCAGAGGUUUAUCCCAUGAAUUGCAAUCCCAGAUAUAUGCGAUUCACUACCAGUGCAAUUCCUAGCUCCCAGUCCUUAGCUUCAAGGUGGCAUCUGCCUCUUGGAGCAGUUGUAUGUCCACUUGCUGAAUCUCCAGAUGGGGAAGAGGUGCCGAUAAUUAGUUUUGCUCCAGCUAGUGUUGUACGCUGCAGAAGAUGCCGGACAUACGUGAAUCCUUAUGUGACAUUUACAGAAGCUGGAAGAAAGUACCGGUGUAAUGUAUGCACCUUGCUUAAUGAUGUUCCUAGUGAAUAUCAUGCCCAGUUAGAUGCCACUGGAAAAAGAGUUGAUUUGAAUCAGCGACCCGAGCUUACAAAGGGUACUGUAGAAUUUGUUGCCCCUGCUGAGUAUAUGGUGCGGCCUCCUAUGCCCCCAGUAUAUUUCUUCCUCAUUGAUGUUUCCAUAUCUGCAGUUAGAAGUGGCAUGAUUGAGGUUGCAGCCCAAACAAUCAAGUCUUGCUUAGACGAGUUGCCCGGCUUUCCACGAACACAAAUAGGGUUUGCAACUUUUGACAGCACUAUUCAUUUUUAUAACUUGAAGUCAACCUUGAAUCAACCACAGAUGUUUGUAGUCUCAGAUCUGGAUGACAUAUUUAUUCCACUCCCAGAUGAUCUUCUUGUUAACUUAUCUGAAUCAAGAAGUGUGGUGGAAGCCUUCCUAGAUAGUUUGCCAACUAUGUUUCAAGAUAAUGUUAAUCUGGAAUCAGCUUUUGGUCCUGCUCUUAAGGCUGCUUUCAUGGUUAUGAGUACGCUUGGAGGAAAAUUGUUAAUUUUUCAAAACACACUUCCAUCUCUCGGUGUUGGUCGCUUGAGGUUACGGGGAGAUGAUUCUCGUGUUUAUGGGACAGAUAAAGAACAUGCACUGAGACUGCCCGAAGAUCCAUUUUAUAAGCAAAUGGCUGCUGAGUUUUCUAAGUACCAAAUAUCAGUAAAUGUGUAUGCAUUCAGUGAUAAGUACACUGACAUAGCCUCCUUAGGAACUCUGGCAAAGUACACUGCUGGUCAAGUGAAUUACUAUCCAGCUUUCCAAUCAGCCAUUCAUGGAGAGAAAUUGAGUCAUGAAUUAAGGAGAGACCUCACUAGAGAGACUGCAUGGGAAGCUGUAAUGCGUAUUAGAUGUGCAAAAGGUGUUCGCUUCACAACUUAUCAUGGGAACUUCAUGCUAAGAUCCACAGAUUUGUUGGCACUUCCAGCUGUAGAUUGUGAUAAAGCCUUUGCCAUGCAGUUAUCACUCGAAGAGACAUUAUUGACAACUCAGACUAUUUAUUUUCAAGUUGCAUUGCUUUACACUGCAUCCUGUGGAGAAAGGCGUAUCAGAGUACACACAAUGGCAGUGCCCGUAGUUACAGACUUGGCGGAUAUGUAUCGCCUGGCUGAUACUGGUGCACUUGUCUCUCUAUUUUCUAGACUAGCUAAUGAGAAAACAUUGUCCCAAAAACUGGACGAUGCACGGAGUGCUGUGCAACUAAGAAUUGUGAAAGCCCUCAAGGAGUAUCGAAAUCUUUAUGCUGUGCAACAUCGCUUGGCCAACAGAAUGAUAUAUCCCGAAUCUUUAAAGUUCCUAAUGUUGUAUGGAUUAGCUCUUUGUAGAUCAAUGGCUCUACGUGGAGGGUAUGGUGAUGUUCCAUUGGAUGAUCGAUGUGCAGCAGGACAUACAAUCAUGAUUCUUCCAAUAAAACGAUUGUUGAAACUUCUCUAUCCUAGCUUGAUUCGACUUGAUGAAUAUCUUCUAAAGCCAUCUGUACAAGCUGAUGACUUAAAAAGUAUCGAGAGAAGGUUACCUUUGGCUGGGGAGAGCUUAGACUCUAGGGGCCUUUAUUUAUAUGAUGAUGGCUUCCGGUUUAUUAUAUGGUUUGGUAGGGUGAUUUCCCCUGAUAUAGCAAAGAAUUUACUCGGGGCAGACUUUGCAGCAGAAUUAUCAAAGGCUACUCUCAAUGAGCAUAAUAAUGAAAUGUCAAGGAGGCUGAUGAGGGUACUUGAAAAGUUAAGAAAUGAUGAUCAUGGAUAUUACCAGUUGUGCCAUCUUGUGAGGCAAGGUGAACAACCCAAAGAAGGAUUCCUUCUUCUUGCAAACCUAGUUGAGGACCAGAUGGGUGGUAAUAGUGGGUAUGCUGAUUGGAUGCUACAGAUAUCCCGACAAGUGCAUCACUCAUAA